Cladocopium goreaui is the source of this 4368-nucleotide messenger RNA. The record is from the annotation of a GenBank genome assembly. Lineage: Eukaryota; Dinophyceae; Suessiales; Symbiodiniaceae.
AUGAGCAGCUCGGCGCCGAGCUCAAAGCCGAGCACAAAGGCAGCAGCUGGGGGAAGCCGCACAGGGUUGGUCCAGAAAAGGUGGCCAAAGGAGAAGGGAGCCCAGAGCAUCCUCGAAGAAAGGGAGCUGCGAAAUACCAGAGCGAAAACCAACAUGCUGCUCAAGGCCGAGGAGGUGAGACAGCAAAAGGCUGCAGCAGCUGAUGAGUGGGAGGCGCCAGGCACAGCCUUCAGACUGCUGGAGCCUGCGAAGGCGGAGGAGCUGGAGUAUGGCGAGUGGGGCACAGAGCACUGGGAGCCGCCUGGGGCCACUGAUGUGGAGGCGAAGGAACGCCCUGGGAAGGGCAAAACGAAGAAGGGAGGCAAGAAGGGCGGUGGUGGUGGCGGCAGAAAGCCGUGGUGGGCCAGAUACGGCGCCAACGCCAAAGGCUCUGGCUCGACUGGCUCGAAGGGCCAGGGCAAAGGCAAAUUCGACGACUGGGGUGGUGAGUAUUGCCACGGUGGCUACAGAGCCGUGAACGGGCAGUUCUUCCCGUAUGGCCAAGGGCGCACCCGCAAGCGCACACCAGGGAAAGGAAGUACCUGGGGCAAGGGCAAGCAGGGCAAGCACGGCUGGGACAGCAAUGCCUGGUCCAUGGCUAUGCAUGCUGUCCAAGAUCUCGCGUCCGUGGCGAGAUCAGUGGUGGAAGGAAAUGAGCAACUGGGUCACAGGUUCUUUGUGACGUUGGCCCCAAUGUCGGCGUUCAAACUCAGAUUGGAAGAGACAACUGCUCAGGGCAUCGUGGCCAUCAGAGAGAAGACCCGGGAGGUGAUGCUGGCCAAGCCUGUGGCUGGCAGUGGGCAGAUCAAGGACGACCAGACCAUGGCAGCAUUGUGGGGCAAAAUGCGACAUCAUUUGACGAACAUGAGGCUGCACACUGAGCUUGACAUCUCGGCAACCUAUCUCUCGCACAUGGAGAAGCAAGUCAAGAGCAGCAACACAAAGAUCACCACGAUGAUGGCCAAGUCCAAUGAACCUGAGCCGGAACCUGCACCAAAGCCAGCUGCCAAGAGCAAUGUGUUGAAGAGGCCAGCUGGCAAGGCUGUGAUGAAGGUUCACACUAAGAAGUGCGCUCUUUCUGCAGGUGACGCAGCAGAUCUUAUCGACAAUGUCAAGGAGAAGUUGAGCGGGCUGGCAACGGUAAGCCCACUGGUCCUUGCGAUCAGUGCCAAAGUGCUGCAGGGAACAGCACCGGCCACGACAGAAAAGAGGAACAAACAAACCAUUACGAACUUCGCAGCGUACCUGACGCAGAAGGAUGCUGAUACCCUUCAAAACAAGCAGGUGAGCACAUACACCAAGCUGGACGCAGUGGCUGUCCGCAUGAUCCGGUUGGGGAUCGAUGUGCCAACCGAAGUCAGCGUGGGCCAUAUCCUCAAGGUGUGUGGUGACCUGGGCUUGGAGCUGGGCACGCACAAAGAGAAUUUGCAGUUGCUCGACCAGUUGAAGUCUCUCUUCAAAUCGAAAGCAAGGAAAGCCAAGCAGGAUGUCAGCAAACGAGCUCACAUUGUGAUCUACCCAGACAUGCCUUCUGAGGCCAUGAUUCAAGAGUGCUAUGAUGCUGACGAUCCUCCCCUGCAAAGGGCCACCCGUAGCGUUGGGACUUUGGGUUGCUUGAGGAAAAGCUCCAGCAAGACCAAACCUGCAGGAGCAGCUUUGGUUCCCAUGCCUGCGCCUGCCACGCUGUCGCCUACCAUGCCAUCAGGCGGUGUAGCUUCUGCCAUGCAACAAGCUAUGGCUCAACAAGCUAUGGGUUUUACGGGCAUGGAUGCGAUGGCCAUGAACAUGAUGCAAAUGAUGGCAAUGUGCCUCUUUGGCCAGAACCAGCAGCAGGCACAGCAGGAUACCGGUCCUGCAGGCCUGAAGAUCUUCGCAGGCAACAAGACCGAGUUGAAUCAGGUAACUCCAAGCCGUUCACCCACUGCUCCGUCAAGUGCAGCUUCACCGCCUGCUGCUGUGACACCGCAUGGUGAGUCACAAGAAGAUUCACAAGGUCAAGAGCUGCAGCUUGCCUUGCCAGAUGUUGCGAAACUGGUGCCACCAGAAGAGCAGGUUGCCGCUGUCCAAGCAGCCACACAGGGAAGACAGGUGACAAGAGCAGAAGCCAAGGAAACAGAACCAGAGAAACGUACUUCUGCAAAGGCAAAAGCAACAUGCAAAGGCAAGGCAAAAGCCAAGAGUAAGGCAAAAGGAGCAGCCAAGAGUCCGGCAAAAGGGUCUGCCAAGAGUAUGGCACAGGGAGCUGCAGCUUCGUCCAAGAGAAAGGCAAGUGAUGGCGAUGAUGCUGUGGCCCCAUCCCCCAAGGCGAAAGCCAAACCCAGUGCAAAGGCCAAAGCAGCUGCUGAGAAAAUGGUUUUCACAGAGGCAAACCGACCGCCAGUCCCAGCGCCCAAGGCAGGCACGACUUGGUACAGAAAGGGCAAGAUUCACCGUGAUCGAGGCGUUUGCCCAUGCCAGGGUCAUCAGUUGACUCGCGCCAUGACUUCAACAAGUUCCGGCAUGAAUGUCUAUGUGGCUGCUGCUGGCCACCCCUUUGUGUCGCAGAGCGGCCUGGUGGCGGUCCUCAAGGCCGUCCGCAUGCAUGGUCUGCCAGAUGCCAUAAGCCGCCCGACCCUCAAAAGGAGACGGGCAGACGCGAUUCCACAGGAGACGCCUGUGGGCCCGUUAUGGGGCAGCAUUCAACUACUCUGUGAAGGCAACAGCCUGCUGCAGCUUCCUGUUUGCAAUCCCUAUGCCUUGCUCUAUGUCACUUUGGAAAAUUGCAGGCCAUUUCGCGAAUAUUUUGAAAGUGUGCUAGAGUCUGUGGGCAACAGCGCAGCAGCUCCGUUCAGAAUAAUUUGUUACUGCGACGAAAUCUUACCAGGCGACCAGUUAAAGGCUACAAACAUGAGGAAGAUGGUGGCUUGGUACUGGAGUAUAUUAGACUUCAAAGGGCAGUUGGGGCGGGAGGAACUAUGGUUCCAAUUGACCUGUUGCAGAACCGUCCAUGUGAAGAAGGUGCUGGGGCAAUACUCACAAAUUUGGAAACACAUAUGCAAACUCUUUCAAUCUCAACCUUUGGAUGGAAGACUUGGCAUUCAUUUGCCAUUGGGUGGAUCUUGCUCUCAUGUGUUCUUCAAGGUCCAGGUCCUUUUGGGCGACGAAGCGGCAUUGAAACAGUGUUGGAGCAACAAAGGAUCCUCUGGAACCUUCAUUUGCAUAUUUUGUCAAAAUGUCACAAACCACUUGUUGGAUUUGGCAGCUCAUGACAGGACCGGCAGACUUGUGCCAUCGUAUGUUUGUUCUUUGAACAUGUGUGCACAGCACACAGACCAAUCUAUCAACCAAGCUGCAAAGAAAUUGGUUUUGGAGAAGGGCAGGCUGGGCAAGGGAGCUUUUGAAGAUUUAGAAAAGGCACUGGGAUUGACGUUCGCGGCUGAGGGGGCACUUUAUGAUGAGAACUUUAUGAAUUCCAUUCCCGGUGCUGUCUCCAUGACAUCCUACGAUUGGAUGCACAUCUAUUUGGUUUCAGGAUUAUGGAACUCUGAAGUUUCCUUGUUGCUUGAUGUGCUCAACAAAGAGCAUGGGAUGGGAGCUCCAGCUUUAGCCAAUUUCCUCAAAACUGUCACGUGGCCCAAGAAAGUUUCCUCCAAAGGCACCACUGGUAUCAAAGUAGUCGAGAAGCACAAGGAGGGACACUUGUCCUGCUCAGCUUCUGAAGGGUUGUCUCUGUAUCCUUCAGUGCGAUGCUUCUUGCAAACCAAAGUGCCGCAGUCUAUAGCAGAGUCAGCAGCAUUUAAGGCGGUCAGGAGCUACUAUUGUUUAGCUGCAGUUUUGGACCUUCUGGUGAAGACCCGGAAAGGGGCAGUGUCACCGGAUGAACUCCAGCAAUCUAUCGAAGCUCACAUGACCGCCCGUUUGGAUGCCUAUAAGGUCGUGUUGUCCCAAUACUUGGAGCUGCAGGAAUGGGAACGCAGAGGCGGCAUUGAACUCAUUGAUGCAAAGGAGGCGUCAGUUGACAUGACCAAUGGGCUGAAACAAACCCUUGGGCUGACCCUGGACCCAUCCGUAAGAGUCUUUGUAGCUUCAGAAGCUCAAUGCAACUAUGAAAGCAUGAGCCGUGGAGAUGCAGUUUGCACAUCCACACAUAUCGUUGAGAUUUGGUUUCACGUGCAAGUUGUGUCAGACAUUCAUGGCACAUCGUUUCACUCAAUCAUUUCUAAGUGGACGCCUCUGCAAGGCCACAAUCUUUUUCGAAUGACUGAUGUGCCAGAAUUAGUUCCUACUGGAAGCCUGCAAAGAGCACUUCCUUUUUGCGUGAAUUCAGGUGUGGCAACCGUGAUCCCCUGA